UUCAAGUUGAAGAGCCCUGCAAAAUGAUGAUCGGAAUGGGCGAUAUAUACAAGGUUAUAGUAGCCAUGACACCUUUAUAUGUUGCAUUCAUUCUAGGUUAUGGUUCAGUAAAGUGGUGGAAAAUGUUUUCUCACGAGCAAUGUGACGCGAUUAAUAAAUUCGUUUGUUACUUCACUUUACCACUCUUCGCAUUCUAUUUCACUUCUCAAGUUGAUCCAUUCGGAUGGAGUUACAAAUUUCUAGCUGCUGAUGCAAUAUCCAAAGUCAUAAUUGUUAUUGUUUUAGUUGCAUGGGCUAAGGGAAGUAGUAAUGGAAGUUAUACUUGGUUAAUAACAAGUUUUUCAUUAUCGACUUUAACUAAUUCUUUGGUCAUAGGAAUACCUAUGUUCAAAGCCAUGUAUGGUGAUCUUGGAGUUAAGCUUGUAGUUCAAAGUUGUGUCUUUCAAGGGAUAGUUUGGUUAUCGACUCUUUUGCUCUUUUUAGAGUUUUAUAAGGCGAAUGAUUCUUUGAGUGUAGAUGUCGAUUCUCAGAUGCUGAGCGAUUUAGAAAGAAAUGACAAUUUGGUGUCGGGUACUAAAAUAACUAGACCUUCAUUUUGGUCUAUGACGAAGACUGUUUGCCGUAAGCUUAUAGUUAAUCCUAAUGCUCAUGCCAGUGUCAUUGGCAUCACUUGGGCUUUUAUCUCAAAUAGGUGGCAUAUUAAAAUGCCAACAAUCAUCGAGGGAUCGGUAUUGAUUAUGUCGAAAGCAGGAAUCGGCUCAGCCAUGUUCAGUAUGGGUCUUUGUACUGCACUGCAAGUAAAAAUUCUGGCCUGUGGGGUGCGCUUAACGGUAUUCGGUUUGGUUUUAAGGUUUAUUGCAGGACCAGCUGCCAUGGCAGUAGGAUGUUUGGCCGUUGGCCUGCGCGGUGACGUUUUGCGUAUAGCAAUUGUCCAAGCAGCGUUACCACAAGCAAUCGCAUCGUUCAUCUACGCGAAAGAGUAUGGGCUGCACGCUGACGUGCUUAGCACUGCGGUGAUAGUUGGAAUGAUUGUUUCCCUACCUGUCUUGAUUAUUUACCUCACAGCUCUCGGUUUUUUGAUUUGACAAUUUUCUUUUUCUUUUGUUACCGGAGGUAGUAACAAACCGGGAAGGUGUUAGAUGCAGUCUAUCUGUCAUAUUAAUUACCGUAAUGUAAUGUGGGCAUUAGAACACUCGAUCAUUGUGUUUGUUUACGUUCAUUUAAAGCUAAAAUUAACAUUUA
Molecule: messenger RNA, 1242 nt
Organism: Papaver somniferum (opium poppy)
Lineage: Eukaryota; Viridiplantae; Streptophyta; Magnoliopsida; Ranunculales; Papaveraceae
Product: auxin efflux carrier component 5-like
Exons: 5
Coding region: 24-1085 (353 amino acids)
Biological process (GO): auxin export across the plasma membrane; auxin polar transport
Cellular component (GO): endoplasmic reticulum; plasma membrane
Molecular function (GO): auxin efflux transmembrane transporter activity
Source: RefSeq, a predicted model, not a curated record